Molecule: messenger RNA, 2892 nt
Organism: Cladocopium goreaui
Lineage: Eukaryota; Dinophyceae; Suessiales; Symbiodiniaceae
Source: the annotation of a GenBank genome assembly
AUGGCACGGCGCCAGGCCAGCAAAGGGCUGCCAUCGAAGGGCGAGAAGCAAAAUGAGAAGCCUUUCAUCGGCAAAACACCGAUGUUUCCGCCAUGCCCAUGUCUACAAUAUGGCAGGUAUUUGGACAAGCUUGGGAGCCAGAAGCGAGCCCCACGGUACACCUUCUCCAGAAGUGAGUCGGUCGUAGCGAACAAUCCAACCCUCGAUGUCUUGAUCUACUUUUGGGACGAGCGGGAUGGUGCCAACUUCUGCGGCUGGUGGUUCGGGCCAAAGGUUGGAGGAGACCAAGUCUGGGCCUACAACAGCGAAAGGCGUGCUGAGCAACAAGGAGUGAUGAAUUGCCAACAGAUUCUGCAGAAGCUGACUGGUGUGACGCCUGAGACCAUUGAUCACAUCAAAGAUGAGGUGGAAAAAAUGGUGAUGCAGGAGCUGCCAAAGUGCGGAAGUCAGGCAGAAGCUGUGAGAGCUGAGGCUGCCCAACAGAUUCAAAUGGCACAGGUGAGAGUGGAGCAGGUGAAGCAGCAGCGGAUUGAGGAGGAGAGGCUGAACGGUGAGCGCUGCGAGUUUGCCAAAAAGGUCCUGGCAGAGUUGAUUGCUUUGGUGACCCAGGCUGAGCAAGACACUGCGGCCCUGAAAACCACAGCAGCUCCUGUUCUUGAAUCCAAGAUCAUGAGUGAAGAAGAUGCUCGUAGCGCUGGAAAGGCUGUUAGCGAGGUCUCUGUUGCUGCAAAGGCUUCUUGCAAAGCUUGCUCCGAUUUCAUCGUGGAACGCCGAAUGAACAUCGAUUCUGUCAAGCCUCCCCUGUUGGCUCCGUUGCGGGAGGAGCAGCUCAAGAUCCAGGAGCGCAUUCAGGAGUGCUACAAGAUCGUGGUAUCCUCAACCAUUUCGGCCAAGGUGAUGAUUGACAAAGCAGUCAAGAAGACCGCGGCCACCAAGACCCUUGAAAAACGCACCUCUGCCUUUGAGAAGUACAAUGGCAAGAGGGAGGUGAUGACAAUCGACGAAAUCCUCGCAUACGCCAAGGGCGAGUACGCAUUUGCUUUUUCGAAGGAGGCAGCGGCAGUUGUUGCCAAGAAGUAUGGAGAUGGCAAGAGCGUGCCGCGCGUGCACUUCCAGCGUAUCAAGGUUGCCGUAGGCAUUGCUCGGGAAGAAGAGGCUUCCAAAGCACGGAAGAAGGAGGCUGAACUGAAGCGUUUGGCACUUGAGGCCAAAAAGAAGGCCAUUGAAGCUGAUAUCCAGAAGGUGGCGGACGUCUUGGCAGAAGCGGAGCCAGCUGUUGCGAAGGCAGAAGAAGCAGGAAAGACAGAGCAAUUGUCACGAGACUAUCUGAAUGCUACUCCUGACAAAGAUGCAGUUACAGCAGCCAUGGAGUCAGCUUCCGCUGCUCUGAAGGAUGCUCAAGGCGAGUUGGGAGAUGUGAGGACACGUCUCAGUGACUUGGUGUCUUCUGCAGAUGAUGAUGUGAAGCAAUGGGUCACCAUCGAGAUCCGAAAAGUGGAGAUGAAGGUGGCCGCAAUGGAUGCUCGACUUGUGCAGACCGGUCAGGCCGGUGAGCGUGGCCGUCACUUCUUGCAGAUGCUCGAGGCUAAGGAGUUGCACGCGGCAAAGAUUGAGGUCGCAAAGUUGCUGCGAUCCAAGAAGUUGGACGUAGAAGAGCUCUUCAAGGCAGCCGACAAGGACGGUGAUGGAGUUGUGAACCUGGUGGACUUUACUGCUCUGAUCGAAGGAUGCGAGGGCUGCAAGCUCAGUGGCGAGAAGAUCGAACAGGUGUACAACAUGUACAACGAUGCGGGCUCCGGCAGCUUCAGCAAGGAGACCCUCUUCUUGGCAUCUCGCAGUUACUACUUCGUGGCGGCUGAGACAGUGCUAAGCAGCACCGAAAACCUCGACGGUGAAACACUUCGCCGUUUGGAGCUGAAGGAGCUGUUGGAAGUGUUGGAAGGUCCUGUGGAAGAGGCCAGUACCAAGAUUUCCCGCGUACGCUGCCGAGCUGUUUUCGACGGCGUCGAGGGGUGGGUCACAAUGGCAGGCAACAAUGGCACAGAGUACCUCAUGGCAUCAGAUGGCAACUUGGAAGUUGUACGAGAAGUGCCACUUACAGAUGCCUUGCACGAGGGCAACGUCUUGCGCCAGUUGAGCCACGGAGAGAAGUUGGAGGUCCUGGAGUGGGACAAGAAAAACCCCGCCGAGGAUGUUCGUGUCAAGGUGAAGGUGAAGGGCUCUACAGACAUGGGCUGGGUGACCAGAGCUUCGGCCGAUGGCAUGCAGUACUUGAAGAUCCAGUGUACGCCCAAUCGGGCGCAAAAUCUUGACGGACCACUCUGCUCGCAGGAUUCCGGCUUGGCGGCCAAGACUGCAGCGCAAAACAUUCAGCCAGGGCAAUACAAAGCAGAUCGCGACUUCGUGAGCGACACAACCAGGGAGGUCAGCAAGAAUGUAGAUGCUCGAUUCCGGAAAUCUCCUGGGUGGACCUUUGGUGAUGAUGCGCGGAUGGAUGAUGCUGGUGUACUGAAGGGAGUCCGGAAUCCAGGCAACAUCAAGAUGUGGAUCAAUCCACUUGGCCCAGGACAAUAUCCUGCAGUGGAUGGUAUGGAACAAGCUGCCAAGGUGCACUUGACUUCCUCCCCAGCUUGGACGCAGAGAAAGGGUCAACCGGCUGAGACCAUCCGAGCAACAAAGGCUGCUGGCUGUGCUCCUGGGCCUGGUUACUAUGCACCGGAGACGAAGGUGGAGAAGCCGGGCCGCCACAGAGUCUGCCGAAAUGCGGGGCAGUUUAGCUUGAUCUUCAGCCGCAUUGUCACCAGCCCUACUUUGCCGAGAUGCAAAUCAGAAACUGCAAGUGCGUGCAGCUCAAGAGAGAGGGCAAGUGAGAGAUUGGCCGAGGUCAGCUAG